Molecule: messenger RNA, 2469 nt
Organism: Durusdinium trenchii
Lineage: Eukaryota; Dinophyceae; Suessiales; Symbiodiniaceae
Source: the annotation of a GenBank genome assembly
CUUCGGCACCUGCUGUUCUCCCAGAAGCGACGCGGGCGCUAUGGAGGGUGCUGGGCUGCGCUCCUGUCGCUGUGGCUGCUGCUCUGGGCAGUUCGGACGGCGCUUGGAUUUGGUGGAGGCCAAAGUCUUGUCCCACUGGCACGAGUUUGUGCUGUACAAGUCUGAGGCGCAGCGGAAGUUCGAGGACCUCUUCGCACGGCGGCGGCACGGCGGGCGUCUGCCGGCAGAGCGUGCGGAGCGCACGGAGCUGGAGCGGCGGGUUCUCCAGGUCGAGGAGAAGCACGCUGAGCGUUUGGAAGAGCUCAGGGAGGCUGUGGGCGCGUGUGUGCUGCGGGAGGAUCUCGGGCGCUUGUGGCAGGAGCAAGGCUACAAUGACGAUCGCCUAAAUGCGCUGCUGGAGCAACGAAACCACCAACUGCAAGGCCUUGUGGCAAACCAGGUGGCUGAGCUGCGGGCAGAGGUGGAGGAGGUGUUGCAGAAGCGUGGCGAAGAGGUGACCCAGCACAUCCAACAAGGUCACGAGGACCUCCUCCGCCUGGCACAGACCGUGGCGCAGCAUGGGGUGACCUCGGCCAUGGUGGAGCUCACCUCUGAGGUGGCAGCUGCUGAGAGCCGAGCGGACCAGCAAGUCAGCAGGCUACGAAGUGAACUGGAGACUGCUGAAGCGGCAGCGCAGGAGGCGUGCGCUCGGAAUGCCAACGAGAUCAGCAGAGCUGUCGAUGCCGCGGACUCCGUGAAGCCAAGGCUGCAGCAGGCGAAUGCGGAGGCCCGCGCUGCUGUGACAUGCUUGGAGAUCUCGGUGGAGAAGCGCAUGCAAUGCUUUGCUACAGGAGUGGCGGAAGACCGUGGCGCCUGCCGCGAGCGGCUGGAUCAGCUCUUUGCCUCGCAGGCGGAGUUGGAGCAGCUCCUGCAGAAGCAGGACAUCAAUGCUUCAGAUUCGCGCUCAAAUCUCGAGGUGCUGGAGCGACGUUUCCAGAGCCAAGGUCAGAGGCACGAAGAGCUUCAAAGGAGCUUCUCGCAACUGCGGACGGAGCUGAGCGAGAGGGCAGAUGCACUGGAGAGCCGGCUGGAAGCCGAAGUCACAGGCUGCAAAGAUGAAGUGCAGGAGCAACUGGCAAAUCACAGCCAGGCGCUGGUGGCAGCGCGGGAGGCCCAAACAGCGGCGGCCCAAGCGCUAAGGGAAGCCUGUGAGGCAAAGGGCACACAGCAGGAGUUGGAGGAUGGUCUGCAAGACUCCCAGGAGCGUGUCACCACCUUGGCAGCCACGAUGUCCUCCCUGCAGGAUGCCAUGGUAAGCUUCAACAAAAAGCUUUCGGGGCUGAUGGACUCGCAGAAGUUCUUGCAGCAAUCCUUUGCCAAUGUGCAAGUGGUGCAGAACGAGGGGUCAAAGACGAACGCAGCGAAUGCCAAAGUGCAGGAGCUGACGGAGGAAGCAUCCAAAAUGCAGGCGCAGCUGCGCAGCUUGACGCCGCGGGUGGCCGCCCUGGAGUCCGGCGAUGUGGAGUGGUCUGCCUCAGUAAAGGUCGAGGUGGGAGAACUCCGUGCAGAGGUCGAGGAGUUGUCGAAGCGCCGUGCAGCUUCAGUACUGCAAGCAGAGAAGGUGGAGGCUGAUCUCUCCCAACGCCUGGCACACCUGGAGCACGCGAAGGGUGCGUGGGUGCAAGUGGUGCAGAACGAGGGGUCGAAGGCGAAGGCAGCGAAUACCAAAGUGCAGGAGCUGGUGGAGGAAACAUCCAAAAUGCAAGCGCAGCUCCGAGCCUUGACCCCACGGGUGACCGGUUUGGAGGCGGCGGUCAUGGGCUCUGCGGAUUGGUCUGCGAUCUCGGUGAAGGCUGAAGUAGCCCAACUUCGCUUAGAGGUCGAGGAGUUGUCGAAACGCCGCGCAGCUUCAGCACUGCAAACUGAGAAGAUGGAGGCGGAUCUCUCCCAAAGGCUAGCACUCCUGGAAUGCGGCAAGGGCGCGUGGGGGGAGGCUCCAAGUACUCCGAAGCUCUCCCACUUGGCGCAGCAGGUCGAGGCCAUUCGCUCGGCCAGUGCGGCCAGUGAAGGCCUGUUUUGUGAGCUGAAGACCACGAUCAUGAGGGUGGAGGAUUUGCAAGUCCAGGUGAAUCGCCUCUCAAGAGACUCCAAGAAAGGCUCUGAGAAGAUUGAAGGUGCCGUCAGCCGUUUGCAGGACAUGGAGAGGACCCUGGAGCGCCUCAGCAAAGCCCGUGAGAGCUCCGAGCUUUGGCGGGAAGUGAGGGAGCUGAGGUCGCAAAUCUCGGAGCUGAGACUUCAGGGCUUGAUCCGUAGUCCGAGGAGUGGUGAAACGCAACGACUGGGAUGGUUAGAACCAUGAGGAAAACCAAGGCCAAAGAAGCCAAAGAAGACAUUUAUUGUGGACUCUGAGUCUGCCCCAGCUGGCUUUUGUUUUGAUGAGCGCGACCGAGGGACUCAGUGUUGCAACAAGACAGGUUCAACAAGGUUCCU